AUGAUGUUUCCAAUCGUUCUGUCCACUCUCCUCACACUACCUAUCGUUCAAAUGUGUAUUGGUAUGAUACCUCCAGAAGAUGUAUCGGUUGGUACAAUAUCUGCUACUCUAUCUACUACUCAAGCUUCUCCGAUAACUACUACACAAUGUACAGCGUCAUCGUGCCCAUCAACGACUACAGCGGUAAGAGUGACUCCUGUAACUGUAACCACAGCAACUGUCACAAUGGUUCCCACGUUGUGCACAACAUGUGAUAUAGCUGCGAUCGCACCAGUUAUGGAAGCCAACACAGUUUUUGAGAAUACGUGGGCUCUUCAAAUGUAA
Caenorhabditis remanei is the source of this 324-nucleotide messenger RNA. RefSeq lists its product as uncharacterized. Lineage: Eukaryota; Metazoa; Nematoda; Chromadorea; Rhabditida; Rhabditidae. The transcript is spliced from 2 exons. The coding region runs from base 1 to 324 and encodes 107 amino acids. The record is from RefSeq and is a predicted model, not a curated record.